AUGAAAUCCAUCGCCGCCGUUGCCGUCUCCGAGACCCCUCACCCCUUCCCAGAUAGCCACCGUCGGGUUCUCCACCGCCACCACUCUUUUCAUCCUGGGAUCCACCAGCCUCAGGUCCUUGCUCUACUGCUACAUCUCUCUCCCCGACGUCAGCGACGUCCAGCUCUCUCAGGGCCUCUCCUUCGCCGUCUCCGUCGUCAAGUACAUCCAGUUCAAUCAAGAUUUUGUUGCCUCCAAACCUACCACAGCCAGGUCUUGGCACGACCUCGACGACCUCAUCCUCGCCCUCUCUGCCCUCCUCUUCCUCGUCUUCACCACCGGCUCCUGCUCUGA
Molecule: messenger RNA, 333 nt
Organism: Linum tenue
Lineage: Eukaryota; Viridiplantae; Streptophyta; Magnoliopsida; Malpighiales; Linaceae
Source: the annotation of a GenBank genome assembly